Molecule: messenger RNA, 1309 nt
Organism: Melitaea cinxia (Glanville fritillary)
Lineage: Eukaryota; Metazoa; Arthropoda; Insecta; Lepidoptera; Nymphalidae
Gene: Bmap-A
Product: protein apterous-like
Exons: 6
Coding region: 110-1309 (399 amino acids)
Biological process (GO): regulation of transcription by RNA polymerase II; neuron differentiation
Cellular component (GO): nucleus
Molecular function (GO): DNA-binding transcription factor activity, RNA polymerase II-specific; RNA polymerase II transcription regulatory region sequence-specific DNA binding
Source: RefSeq, a predicted model, not a curated record
UCGCUCGCCGCGACGCGCCGCGCACGUUAUGCUCCGGGUGUGAGUGUAGAGUGUAGUGGGGCAGAGGCCCAUACGUUCGAUAAUAUAAAACAGAAAAAUUGACCCCCAAAUGGGAGUGUACGAAGAGAGGGGGGCGAUGCACUGGCAACAGAGUGAGCGGUACUUAUCUUCGGCGUACGAGGCAGGGGCCGAGUUGUCGCCAGUCGCGCCCGCGGCGUCCCCGGGCUCCCCCCGUGACUGCACCUCAUGCCGCAAGAGGGAACCGCCGGACGAACCCCCGCCGCCGCCCCCAGAAGACGCCUGCGCAGGAUGUGGUGCUAGAAUAACAGACAGAUAUUACCUUCUCGCCCUAGAACGGCGCUGGCAUACCCCUUGUUUGAGAUGCUGUGAAUGCAAGAUGCCUCUCGAUUCAGAACAACGGUGCUAUGCUCGAGAUAGUAACAUUUUCUGUAAAAAUGACUACAUCAGGUUGUACGGUUCGAAACGUUGUGCGAGAUGCAACACCCCGAUCUCAGCGUCUGAGCUGGUGAUGCGAGCGCGGGAUCUCGUGUUCCACGUUCACUGCUUCUCAUGCGCGCUAUGUAGUACGAGGCUCACGAAGGGUGACACGUUUGGUAUCAGAGAUUCAGCUGUUUAUUGCAGGCUACAUUAUGAGACGAUGCCAGACUAUGGAUCUCAUUUGGCGGUUCCUGGGCCUCCACAAAUGUGUCCGGGACCUUAUACCGGACCCCCGCCAGGCUCGCACUACCCUCCAUACCCAUCGCCCGAAUUUGCACGGGUCGAACCAGAUGUUCCUAAAGGGUCCUUCUUCAAUGGGACCUCAGCGCCACCGCCACGACAAAAAGGACGUCCAAGGAAAAAGAAACCCAAAGACCAGGAACUCAUGACAGCCAACCUUGAUCUGAAUCCUGAGUACUUGGAGAUGGGUUUCCGGGGCGGUGGCGGCCUUGGAACUACGUCGCGCACGAAGCGCAUGCGCACCAGCUUCAAGCACCACCAGCUACGCACCAUGAAGUCGUACUUCGCCAUCAACCAUAACCCGGAUGCGAAAGACUUGAAGCAGUUGAGCCAGAAAACCGGUCUCCCGAAAAGAGUUCUACAGGUAUGGUUCCAGAACGCACGAGCGAAAUGGAGACGUAUGGUAACGAAGGAAGAAAACAAAAUGGCGGAGAAGUGCUCUCCGGACGGGUCGCUGGAGAUGGACAUGUACCACGGGCCGAUGGGCUCGAUCCAGUCGCUACCUCCGCACAGUCCGCCCUACAGCGUGAUGGGCGGCCCGCCGAGCCCCAACUCGAUGGACUGUCCAUAG